AAGACGUGUAAGUUUGUCUUUACGUCGAGACAGCAGGAAAUCACACCAAGAGACAGGUGAAAAGCAUAAAUGUGUUAUUUUAUAUGUGGCAGACUUCAGAACACUUCAUGCACAUCCAGUGUGAGCCAAGGACGUUCUUUCAUAUCUGUUUAUACUUAAAUGUGACCAAUAAUCAAAUUUGAUUUGAUUAAAUGACUGAUUUAAAUGCAUACUUCUUCAGUCAAUAUGUGAUUUAUGCACAGACUUUCAGCUUUACUUCGAGAGGUUAUCCUAAAGUAUGGCUAUUAGCUGCUAGGAGUUAUGGCCAUUAUUACAUAUAAAGCAUAAAACAGUGCAAUGAUGAGACGUUGUUUUUGUAUUGCUUUUAUUUUGACAUAGAAAGAAAGUAAGUGCUGUAUUUUGUGUGUGUGUUCAUUUCUAGAUUUGGCUAUUAAAUAGUCUGUUUGACUGGGUUUUGUUUGACAGCUAUGUUCUGUUGUUCCAGUUACUUUGCACACACUAAGUUAACAUGAUUUGGAGCUAUGAAGACACACAGACCUGCAUAGUGUUGUUCAGAUGGACUUGUUUUGCAUAUUUAUAUUUCCCAAAGAUACAGUUAGAAAAUACUGAUGGAGAGAUGCGCUGAGGAGAAAAGACUUUCAGCCAAAUUCCUCUGCAUAUGAGCAGCAUGGGCUGUCAAAGAUAUUACUAAAAUAUUAUUAAAAUAAGACACUGGUUAGCAUUUUGCACUUCUGUUUUUCCCUUGUUGUUUCUCAGUCCCCCCAUUCUCUCUUCACAGUUCUACAUCUUCAGAAAUACAAGCAAAGGAGUGCGGAGUCGGGAAAUGGGAAUUCAACAAAACUGAACCAGUCGUCAUUUCAAAGCAAAUAAACAAACACCAAACCAUCACAAAUGGGUAAUCAAUUACCAAAGGAGAGUAACAUGGGAAGCCGCCUGAGAUGCUGCAAAUGUUUUAAAGUCUUGCCUCCAUGCAAAUCAUUUGAAGACUUAUACCAAAGUACUAUUUAUGGGCGACACAUGCAUGUGUUCAAUGGAGGUGAAUACUACAGACCAGUUGGUGACAAUGAAUUGUAUGAAUGUGAAUAUUGCUUUAACAAGCCAAUCAGAGAUCAAGAGGAAAUGACAAGAGAAGAGGAGAGGAAGAGAAGAGAGGAGCAGAGGAGAAGAGAAGAGGAAAGGAAGAGAAGGGAGGAGGAGAGGAGAAGAGAAGAGGAGAGAAGAAGAGAGGAGGAGAAGAGAAGAGAAGAGGAAAGGAAGAGAAUAGAGGAGGAGAAGAGAAGAGAAGAGGAGCAACAGAAAGAAAAACUGAAUCAAAGACUAAAAGAAUCUCACCAACAAGCUAAAGAGCAGCUUGAGAAACAACAGAGUGGCCACAUCUCAGAUGAAUGUGAGUCUAAGCGAGAUGUUCUAAUAGAGCAUCUGGAUGAGUUUGAAGCUAUCUAUGAAUCAGGUAGUGACAGCGAUGAGCUUCUUGAAAUCCUCUCAGUGAAAUGCAGUCUUCCACAUUCAAAUAUCAGUCUGAGUCAGCUCACAGCUGAUCAGCUCAGUGAGAUCCUUUCAGUCCUGGACAAACUUCUGUUUGAUGAGUGGAUUCGUGCUGCUCCAUCCAUCAGCACUCUGCAGCACACUCAGGUGUUCAUCACAGAGCUCUGUGCUCUGUGUCUGGAAAUAUCUGAAGGAGUUUCCCUACAAACCAUCUGCAAUCAUAUGCAGUCCUAUUUGGGAUCCAUCAGCCAAUCAGCAUGUGGUGUUUUUGAGAGUUUCCUCUUGACUCAAGCCCUGUAUCUGAACCUGAUGCACUUUUUCCGUGACGAUAGCAGAUUUAAUAAUGAUGCUGUCCUCAUAGCCAAACAAUGGGCAGAAUAUGAGAUUUCCACUGAGAACCUCUUUAUAAUUGAAUUCCUGAGCACCCUCACAUCAUCACUGCAAAGUGCAGUUGGAAGAGCCUCUGUGUUCACUUUAAAGAUGGAAAUCCAAUGUUUAAAGCUUCUCUUAUCCACACUCACAGAUCUAAAUGGAAAAGAAGCCCACUCAGAAUCCACUGAAAUGCUCCUCAAACUUGUACAAAGAAACCAAUGGACUCCAAUGGAAGCAGUCACACUGCUUAAAGCACUGUCACAGAAAUAUGCAGAUGAUGAUUCCAUAACUGAAAUCCUUACCUUGGUACAAGUGUAUGACAUACCACCAGACUGGAUAGAUGACUGUGGGCGCUCUCUAAUCCAGCUCCUUGAAUCUGCUGCUCCUGAGAGAUUUUGUCAGGAUUUCCAAAAGACUCUAAGAGGAAACGAUGAGAGCAGUGUAACUGCAGUUUUAGCAGAAGUAAAGAUGUUGUGGAAUUUGAAUGACUCUGCCAUUGAUAUGAUAAAAAACAUUAACACUGGUGUCCUGAAAUAUACAGAAAAUGUACCAAAAGAGGAACUUUUUAUGAAAGAUUCAUUUAAAUGUGAAUCUUUGAAUUCAGACAACAAACAGAAGUGUCUGUGUCAGCUCUGCAAAGCAGUGUUCAACAUAAAAGGCUGGUGGCCCACAGUGAGGCAGGUGGUGCGGUGGUGUGGACUGGUGCUGACUCAGAAAAGUGGAGUGGUACAACUGGUUGGUGUGGAAGAAGACCCAUGUGUUACAGCCAUGUUUGCAGCCAUGCAAGUCUGCAUGGGAAACAAACUGGACAUUGUGCUGAGCUCUGAUGUUCACUCAGAGGAGCAAACAAAGGAGUGGUCUGACUUCUACAAGCACCUUGACAUUUCACUCAACACAAACAUGAAGAAGACUGAUCCAUCAUUCCAGGAUGUCUAUGAAGCUGACAUUGUUUAUGGUACAAUGGAUGAUUUUGUGUCUGAUUACUUUAGACAAGGCAUAGAGACGAUGGAAACAGGGAACCCACAGUUAAAUCGUGGAUUCAUCAUUGAAAAACAAAGUCUCAGUGCUUUGCAUGCUCUGGAGCUUUCAAGACUCAAAGACGAUGACUCCCUGGUGUUUGCUGCAGAGGUCCUGCAGAACCUCAUGAGUAAAUUUCACAGUGAAGAUGUGGAACUGAGACAUAUGUUUAUUAAGGCCCUUUUUCAGGUCCUCCAUUGUAACCUAAAAGAAGAUACAAUUACUGACACAAAAAUCAUCACCAUCUCAAAGAAAAUCACAGGGAAGGAAUUGCUUUCUAAUGAGAUCUUUAUUUUGACAUUUCUUGAAAAUCUCUUGCAAGUGUUUGCUAGAGAAACAGAAGCUGUUAAAAACAUGACAGAUCCUGCGGGCAAAUGGUGUUUAGAGAGCUUAUUUGCCUGUGUGGAACAAUUCCAAGACUUAGACAAAGAAACCAAAGAAGUCUUCAAGAUGGUUUCAAAUCUUGGAAAAAAAGCACUUUGGUCACCAGUAGAGGCCUUAAACCUUCUUGGUGCAUUAACUCACAACCACCAUGACAGCGGCUGUAUUUCCAUCUUGAAGAUUUUACAUUUGAUGGAAACAUACCAGGUUUCCUCCAAUUGGACAGAUGAAAACAAUAAAUCUCUCAUUGAGCUCAUACAUUCAUGCACAACUCAGAUUCUGAUCCAGCAUCUAGAAAAGAGCCUCAGAGGUGAGAAAACUAAAAGGAUUGACAACCUUUUUUAUGAAAUACGGCAGAUGAAAGAAAUUGUUGAGCAAACACUGAGUAAAUCAUACAACAUAGUAACUCAUGUAACAAACCUAAUCAAAACUGGUGAAAUUAAAAAACACACAGACAUAGAGCGAGCUAGGACUCUGAGUCACAGCAUGGAGGUUGGGGAUUUACAGGAGAUCCUUGCAGUCUUAUGCAAUGCUGUACACCUCCACAAAGCAGAAAGGAAGUGGUUUCCCAGGACAACUCAGAUGAUAAGCUGGUGCCUGUUGGCCCUGUCUGACACUGGGAAGCUCCUGGAGAUGGGAACUGGAGAAGGGAAGUCUUGUGUCAUAGCGAUGUUUGCAGUGCUGCGUGUGCUUAGAGGUGAAAAGGUGGAUGUAGUGUCCAGCUCCUCUGUGUUAUGUCAAAGAGAUGCUGAAGAAUGGGCCAAAUUUUACAAAUACUUUGGCAUUACAGUCGACACAAACACAAAUAAAAAUGAGGAUAAAGAUCGGAAAGAAUGCUAUCAGAAGGACGUGGUCUAUGGAACCAUUGAAGCCUUUGCUGCUGAUCACCUUCGCCAAAUAUUUGAGAUGAAGGAUGUGAGGCCUGAUCGUAACUUUCAGUGCAUCAUUAUGGAUGAAGUGGACUCACUGCUGCUAGAUCAAGGAGUGCAGCUGACAUACCUGUCCAGCCCCAUGGUGUCCAUGCAGCACCUGAACAUUAUUCUCACCAUGAUCUGGAGCCACGUCAGUCAGUAUGGCUUCCUAUCUACAGGACACCAGACAUUUGUACGAGGUCCUCCUGCUUCAUUCUUCAAGGCUAUCUAUGACUCAAUGAACACAGAAGACACUGAAAUUAAUGAUCCAAUGGACAUUUUAAGUAUUGCUGAAGAAUCCAACAUUGUGUCAAAAGGAUUUACAGAAGAUAUCUACAAGAGUGAAAAGGAUGAACUUCUCAGUAAACUGAAAACAGUGAGUCAGGAUGCUAUGGUUGACUUUUUCAAAGAAAUUGAGGACUAUGUUCCUUACGGCUUUACUGUUUACACACUAGAUGACAAAGGACUGCUCUGUCUUCAAAAGUGCAGUCCAUACAAUGACCGGGACAUCCCAGAGCUUUCAUUUCUUGUCUUGGAGGAAGGAUUGUGUUGUCCUCUCUAUGAGUCAGAAGAAGUUCUCAUCAAGCCCAUUGCAGAAUUGAUCUCUGAGAGGAUUCAGUACACCCCAUGUGAAAACAAUAAAGAUAAAAUCAGCAUUCCUGGAUUCUUGAAGAAUCUGGUGGAGAAGAAAGUCUCAGUGUGGGUUCAGAAUGCCUUUCUGGCAAUGUUACUGAAACAAGGACGAGAAUAUGUUGUAGAAAAUGACAACGUCUGUCCAGUGGACUUCAGAUCCACUGGUAUUGUUGAACUGAAUAAGAAAUGGGGUGAUGGUCUGCAGCAGUUUGUGGAGAUUAAACACCAAGUCAAACUGAGCACAAUUUCAACAGUGACAAACUACAUUUCCAACAUCUCCUUUUUUGAGAAAUACCAGGGAAAAAUAUACGGAACAACAGGAACACUGGGGAGCAAAGCAGACAUUCAGUUUUUGCAGGAUCUAUAUCCAAAUCUCUCUGUGUGCAAAAUACCAACAUUCAACAGAAAGAAGUUAUUUGAGGUCAAAGGUACUCUGAAAAAAACAGCUGAAGAAUGGAAAUCUGAAAUAAAACAUGUGGUCACGGCUCAGAUUUCCCCAAAUUCAUACAGAGAAGGAAGAGCAGCGUUGGUGAUCUGUGAAACUAUCAAUACAGCCAAAGAGAUCUGCGAAGAGCUGAAGAGCAGCAUCCCAAGUAAAAAAGUGAUUCUCUACUGCCGCAGUGACAGAGACAGUUUGAGUAAAAUAGACAAGGAGCUGCUUCCUGGUGAUGUCAUUGUUGCCACAAACCUUGCCGGCCGUGGCACAGACAUUAAAGUGUCCAGAGAGGUGAACAAUAAUGGAGGAUUAUUUGUGAUCCUCUCCUUCCUUUCUGAAAAUACGAGGGUGGAACUCCAGGCAUUUGGACGAACUGCACGCAAAGGUAAACCUGGAUCUGCUCAGAUAAUCAUCUCCACUGAACACCUGCAGCCAUCUUUCCACACAGUGUCCUCUCUGGAGGAAGCCAAGAGCACAAGGGACCGACUUGCAGCAGAAAAGAUAAGUCACAUGAUGAACGAUGUUGCUGAGAUGAAACUGCGGGAGGACCUGUUUUCAGAAUACUGUGAAACACUUCAACAUAUUUAUAACACCACUGAUGGAGACGAGGAAAGAGCUGUUGUUGACAUGAUGAAUGAGUUUUGGGGGAUUUGGCUCCAAACUAAAUCAGAGGAAAUUGAUCAGUUGAAGAGAAAUGAACUGCAAGAGAGUCUGAAAGCUGAUUUGUCAAAGGCAAAAAGUCAGUCUGAAAGUAAGACUUCACCAUGUUCCAGCAUUUAUCACUACAUCAAGUUUGGAAAUAUUGCACUGGAUGAAAAACAGUGGGAUGCUGCAGCCAUAAUGUUUGAAAAAGCCAUGAAACAAGAUAAAAGCUGGGCAGCUGUAGCUUUUUACAAUCAUGCAUACUGCACUAUACAACAAAAGAAAGCAGAUUACCUCACUAAGGCCAUAGAUGAUCUAAUGAAGGCACAGGAAUCUCUGAAGUUUCUCAAUGAGGAACUAAUAGUCUGUCUUCAGUUUGUAAAAAUGUCCUCUGCAGACUCAGCCAACAGCAACCCAACCAGCCUGGAAAAACAGUUAUCAACCAGGUCUACAAUGUAUAGUUACUUUGAUAAAAACAUUACUGAGGCCAUCCAAAAGUUAGAAGAAAUAAGAGAGAAAGGCAGGAAUCCAAUUACCCAAAAAUCUCCCAUGUUCUCACUAUUUUCAGAUACUGAUGAAGAUCUCCAAGAUGAAGUUUACAAUCUCUACAGACGAGGUCUGAAAUAUGUGUUUUCUGUGAAAGAAAAGCCUCGUUUCUCAUGGGAAGGUCUUCUGGUGUUCUUUCUUGGCGUUUUAAAGAUUGUUGGAGGAGCACUGCUCACUGUAUUUACAUUUGGCACAUUUGCUCUAGUUGGAAUGGGACUCAUUACUGAGGGAAUAUCAGACUGCAUCACUGGCAUUGAGGCCAUGAGGACAGGAGAAUUCAGCUGGAAGUCAUGGGCUAUAGACAAAGCCAUUUCUAUUGGUGUCUCUCUCAUUGGGUUCGGAGUUGGAAAGCUGAUAUCAAAGGGCUUCAAAUGUUUUAAAACCUUACUUAAAUUUGGCAAACAGCUUAAGUCAAUGCCAAAAUUUCUCUCUAGACAAGCUAAAGAUGGCCUCAGUGUUGUUUUAAAGGCAAAUAUGAAGAAUGCCGUAAAAUACACAGCUAAACAAAUUGCAGAAGAACUCAUCACCUUUGGAGUGGGAAAGAUAGAAGAUAAAAUACUUGAAAAAAUAUUAGAAGGAAUCAAAAGCAUAGUGAAAGAGACAACUGAUCACGAAGUGAAAUUAAAAAUAGAAAAAGAGCCUCCAUCUUCAUUAGUAGACUUCAUUAUUCUUUCACAACUUGAGGACAAAAAACAACUUCAUGACCUAAACAACGAGAGAAGAAAGAAAGAGCUGCUGGCCGUUUUCACAGAGUUAAGCAAAACUGCAAUACAGCCAUUCUAUGCAGACCUCAGCUGGCAGAACAAACUGAAUUCAUCCCUCUUCACAGUGAUUGAAAAAGCUAAAUCACACACUGGAGGAAAAGCAAAAGCAAUUCUGACAGUUAUACAAGGUGUCCACAUGGUCACACUGGCAGGAGAAGCCAUCACUGCAGUGCUCAGCCUGUCAGACAAGUUCUUUUCAAAUUUUCAUGAACAGCUGAAAAUAUUUAAAGAAAAGCAACAAAAAUCAGAGACUGUGAAUAUAAGUGAUCUGUCUGCAGAAGACAUUAAACUGUUGAAAGAUUUCAAGCAGGAUUUAGCCGGCACCAUCAGUACUUUAUUGGCUGAUGCUUUGGUAGAAGUUUUCCACCAAAAGGUCUCCAGUCACAUUUUUUCUAUUGUUAAAGGCCAGGCAAAUGGUGUUAUUGGUAAAUAUGUGAGAAAGGGUUUAAAGAGUGACAGAACAGAGGAAAAGCUCAGAGCUGGACAGAACAACAGAUACAUUGCAUACAUGCCAAGAAAACUGAAUUCUAAACACAAAGUUGAAGGAGAGGCAGGUCAACACUCACAAUCACAUGCUGAAAACAUCAAGAACUCCACGACUGCAGGCACCAUCCUUGAUAUCAGAGUCCUGUCAGAAGCCACUGGCACUAAAGUUGUCAUCCUAACAGAGGACAGCAAUGGAAGACUUACCAAAAUGCAGGAGCUGAGCCCAGACACUCGACAUGCCAAUCAAACUGUGACCCUGAUCUACAGACCAAAGAGUGACCAAUACCCCAAUAGCCAUUAUGAUGUGCACAUCAAUAACCAGACAGUGAGCAUAGACAACAAAGGCAAGAGCUGUCUGUUUUAUGCUUUGGCACGUGGAAUGAAACCACAAGCCAGCAAAGAAGAGAUCACUUUGGAAGCAAAUCGUCUUCGAUCUGUGGAGGCCGAUACUCUCCUCAGACACCCAGGCCAAUGGGAGCCUUUCAUCAAGCGGAAAGAAUUAACUGAAACAAUCAGGGGAGGGGACUGGUACAUGUUAGAGGGAGCUGGAGCCAGAAAAGUCAUAAAAGAAAGCAAAAAGUUACGCCAGGAAGAAGUUGGAAAAGUAAAAAAAUACAAAGAUUGGCAAACAUAUGCAAAAGAAAAUAAAGGAAUUGGAAAGUUCAUCAAUGCAGAUCACCAGCCACCAGUCAGUAGUAUAUUGAAGGCCCAUGAACAGAACCAGAAUAGCAGAUUAGCAAAGGCCAUGCUUGAACUGGCAACAAACUCAUCUACUGGGAACAUUUCUGAUGUGCACAAAUAUCAUGGCCGUGAACUUCCAACAGUUUAUGUGCCUGCAGAAGUACAUCGUGAAUUUCCCAGUACAAAAUCACCAGCCUUCAGAGACCUUUUGACUAAAACCAUAAGUAAUGAUGAUGUUGUGGGUACUUUCAAGCUGACGAUCCUUGGUUCAAUGCCAAGAUUCUGGUUGGAUAGUAGCAGGAACUUCAAAAACUUUCAGAAUACAAAUAUAAGCAAAAGCAGACUUAAAGAUUUUGAAAACAGUUUUCCACACCACAGUGAAAAGAUGGUAAAUAAAUGGUGUGACCAGCUUAAAAACAAAGGUGUUAUGACAGAUGACCAUCUAACUACUAUUAAUAAUUGGAUCGCUAACCAGGGCUACAAAGAUCAAAAUGAUCCACACAGGAAAGAAGUUGCCAACCUCCUCUGAUGAAAAGUUUGCAAGAGAAGAGAAUGUGACUCUUACAAGCAAAUGAAGUACAGUGAAAACCUGGAGAUCUUCCACCUGUCUAAUCAUCAUUAUCAGAUAUCUCUGUGCCUUUGGUUUAAUUUUAACUUAAUUUUUGUACUUAUCACAGAAAAAAAAAGAAAGUCCUAACUGCUUGUUGAGCCAUUAUAGCUUAAUGUAGAUUGCAAACUUAGGACAGGUUUUGUGUUUUGUUUUGUUUUUUAUUUUGUUUUUUGUUGCGCACAAAGAGCUUACUAAAAUGAUGCAACAAAGUAUUUCUUGUAGUACAUUACUAAUCACUCUGAAAGGCUUCUAAAUCAUCCACAAAGUACCUGAGUGCCCUCCAGUGUUCAAGAGACAAACUACACAUGUGUCAUAUUAAGAUUUAGCAACUUGAUUUUCUUUUUUGUUGGUUGGAGCACAAGGUGACAGCUGGAGUGAUUCUGCAGAGCCUGACUGUGAAAGGAGCUCUGGAAAUAAAGAAACUGCUUGAGAUGAAUCACAGAAGCUACAGGAAAAAAAAACCUGCAUGUAGUUCUCUGUCAGCAGCAUCCCAUUCGUUAUCUUGCAAACGGUGUAUAAUUUUUGUUUAAUUCAGUGUAACUAUGAUGGUGGUGGUGAGGGGGGGUUAACAGUGAAAUUAUAAAAUAUAUUAUUUCUAUGGAAAUGUUUUUACACAAUAGUGGACAAUAAAACUGCAGGGAAAUGUACCAAUAUGAUAUUACAUACUUUAAAAGUUUAUCUAAAUGUAUUUAAAACAUACUGGUGAAAACGGCCUAUAAACAUAAUUGGCCACUGUUAUGAACAUUCUGAAAUAAAUAGAAUUACACACAA
Oreochromis aureus is the source of this 9735-nucleotide messenger RNA. RefSeq lists its product as uncharacterized. The coding region runs from base 892 to 8883 and encodes 2663 amino acids. Lineage: Eukaryota; Metazoa; Chordata; Actinopteri; Cichliformes; Cichlidae. Gene Ontology annotation, cellular component: membrane. Gene Ontology annotation, molecular function: ATP binding; protein binding; ABC-type protein transporter activity. Gene Ontology annotation, biological process: protein targeting; protein import. The transcript has 3 exons. The record is from RefSeq and is a predicted model, not a curated record.